GAGCAGCAAACGCAGAGCGACGCCGAGGCGCGCCAGCAUCCUCCCUCAUCCGUCCUCAUCCGUCCUCCACCCGGCGCUGGAGCAGCAGGUCCAUGUCUGCGGGACACAACCGAACCUGACGGCCGACGUCUUCCAGUCUGCGUCUCUGACCGUCUGGACCGAUGGAGGGAGAAGCUUACCUUCCAGGUGUGGCUGCAGACUCAGCCAACCCGCUGCUGAGAGCCGUUUACCUCCGCCGGCUGAGGCUGACUCGCCUGCUGCUGGAGGGAGGAGCUUACAUCAACGAGAGCGACGGUCAGGGUCACACGCCCCUGAUGGUGGCCUGCAGGACCCAGUACGCCGACUCCCAGAGCGCCGGUCGGGUCAAGCUGGUCCAGUUCCUUCUGGAGAAAGGCGCCGACCCCAACAUCCAAGACACGGAGGGGCGGUCUGCGCUGAUGCACGCCUGCCGGGAGCAGGCGGGGCCUGAAGUGGCGUCUCUGCUGCUGGACAACGGCGCCGACGUCAGCCUGCAGGACCGGUCGGGAUCGUCGGCGCUGGUCUACGCAGUCAUGGCCGGAGACUGGAAGGUGCUGAAGCUGCUGCUCGACUCAUGCAAAGCCAAAGGGAAGGAGGUGAUCAUCAUCACCACCGACACCAUCCCGAACCACACCAAGGCCCAGACGCAGGCCAAGCAGUACCUCAGCAUCCCGCCCGCCGAUCCGGCCGACCACAGACCCCUCCCCACCGCUCCCACCUCCCCAUCGGACAUCCAGCUCCUCACCUCCCCCUCAUCCUCCACCCCCAUUCCCAUCUUCACCUUCAGAGACGAGCAGAUCUCCCGGGUAAACUCCCACCCAUGUUCCCCUUCACGCUUUCGAGGGCCGGGUCAGGCGGCCCCCAACGGACCGCCGCAGCACCUGCUGAGGCUGAACUCGGAGCCCUGGUUGAAGAUCCCAGCAUCGAUCCUCGGCCAGCAGCUCAACGCCGGCCUCAGCCGGGCCGAGGAUCUCUCGGUCAGAGUUCCCAAACCGGACCAGGACCACUCUGACCGUCUGAACCAAACAGAGUGUGCAGAAGACCAGAAGAUGACCUUACCUGGUCUGCUGUCGUCCCACUCCGCCUCUCACCCCAACCUGAACUCUGAAAUCCUCGCUGCGUAUUCGCCCCACUCCUCCAACGGCGGGAAAAAGCUGGGCGCGGCUCCUCAUGCCUCAUCCAGUCUUUACAGUGUCGUCCAGAAGCGUCAGCUGGGAGCCGACAUCUACAGCUCCGACCCGCAGUUAGCCGUCCAGAACCUGCCGGAGGAGCAGAGACCCAGAGACACGCCCAACGGGAAGAAGCUGGCGCCACUACGCUGCUGCAGCACGCUGGGCUCCAGGGAGGCGCUGUCGCCCCAGAGCAAGAGAGUCCUGUUUGGACAUGAGCGCAGAGGAUCCGGGACCUUCCUACUGGACCGGAACCUCCAGACCAGACCGCGAUCCCUGCCGCCUUUGACCAACACCCCCAUCCUUCACAUCUCUGGGUCCAGCGCCUGCGAGUCCGUCCAGAAGGGGUUCCUACCCUCCGCGCCACCGGGACACCCCAAAGACCUGAGCAGGAGGACGCUCCUGAGGAGACACUCCAUGCAGACGGAGCAGUUCAAAGGUUCCGCCUGAACCGCAGAGGAACCGCUCCGACCGAGCCGGACUGAGCUGUGACACCGGCUGACACCAUUUUGAUUCCAUAUUCUGCAAAGACGAGAAACCUGUUUCCGGAUGUGGCGUCUUGGCUUGGCCGUCGCUCUUUCCAUGUUUGACGUCUUUCAGGAAAUGUUUUCAACAAAGAAAGUUCACAAAUAUUUCAGGUUCAUGAAAACACUGCCAGGCUUCUCAGAUUAUGAACCAAAUCUCCACCAAUCACGUGUCAAGGAGCUGUAGCCGCCAUUGUUUUGGCAAUGUCACAUGACCAGAGGAAGAAUUUAGAGGUUUUUCUGUGAUGUAUGAGCAGGUGGGCGGGGCCUGGAGUUCAGCGUUGACCGCUUCAUGAUUUUGGUUUGGAAACUUAGAAUGAGGUUUUGUUGAUGCUAUUUAUGUGUUUGUUCAAGAAUAAAAAGAAUGACAUUAUUGGUCAAAGAGAAUUUAUUUAAAUCCGUUACAAACAACGGACUGUUUAAGCCUGAUAGCAUGGAGCUAGAAAAUAAACAUUUAAUGUCUAUGACAUGACUGACAUUUGAGUUGUGUGAAUGAUAUCAUGUUUGGUUGAGAGCAGACAGAGCCCCGCCCUCCUCUCAUCAUGAUUGGACAGACAGGAGUGUCAAACUCAAUCACACAGGAGGCCAAAAUCCAAACACACCUCAGGUCGCGGACCGAACAGGAAAAAACUUAUUGAACAAAAUGUUUAAAACGUAAAACCGUAACAUUAUAAACUAGAUAUAGAGCAUAACCUGCAAUAACUCUAGUGUGAAUGCUGU
This is a messenger RNA of Oryzias melastigma (Indian medaka), 2431 nucleotides long. It is a transcript of the gene ankrd34ba, whose product is annotated as ankyrin repeat domain 34Ba. Gene Ontology annotation, molecular function: protein binding. The record is from RefSeq and is a predicted model, not a curated record. The coding region runs from base 162 to 1637 and encodes 491 amino acids. The transcript has 2 exons. Lineage: Eukaryota; Metazoa; Chordata; Actinopteri; Beloniformes; Adrianichthyidae.